GAACUUUGUGUUGACAAGAUUGUCAGUUAAUCAUUUACAAAUCAAUAUUGUCUGUAUGGACAACAAUUUAAAAAGAAAAAAAAAAGAAAAAAAGUGAACAUGUAAAGCUGCGGUGUUUAGCGAUGUGAUUGAAAAAUUUGGCUAAAAGUUAGUCUAGAGCCCUGGCUGCGAUCCUAUUUUUUAAUCUUUAAGUAGCAGUAAUAGUUAAUUAAACAACAAUAAUAAUGUUAACAAAAAGAUCAGGCCGAUAUUAAUGGAUUCAUGGCAUUUCUCAACAACAGUGCUCUGUUUGGUGGCAGAUGGCUGCAUAACAUUUAGGACAGAACAAUUUACAAUUUAUUGGUAAAUUCACUUUAUCAAUAAAAUGAUAAAAAUCAUUUUAUAAAUAAAAUGGUUACUAGUACAUCUGAAACCAACAAUAGCAAUGAUUAUUUGACUAGUUCACUAAUUUUACACACACACACACACACACACACACACACACACACACACACACACACACACACAUCUAAUAAGUGAUAUUGUUUCCAUCCCAGCUGGAGAAGGAGCUGACCUAUAAAAAGUUUGUGGCUUGGACUCAUCCAGGCAAGAUGCAAACAUGUUACAUUGAUGUGAGGCUGCCUCAGUUUACACUGGAGGAGACGUAUGACCUGAACACAGUCCUGAGCAGCAUGAGCAUGGUGGACGUCUUUGAUCACACAAAGUGUGACUUCUCUGGCAUGUCUGGGCACAAAGAUCUGGUACUUUCAAAAGUCAUCCACAAGGCUUUUGUGAAGGUCCACGAGAAGGCAACUGAGGCUACUUUUGAAGCUAUAGAAAUAGCCAACAUCUGCUGAUUUACUCCUCAACCUCUCUCUUCAUAAAAGGUCUGUAUAAAUGUUCUCUAACUAGGCUAAGAACUCUCUCCACCCAACAUGUCCCAUAUACUUGUGCAGGUGUGAGAGGACAGUUUGUUUGUACUACAAAUGGCAGGGAGAAAAACUUGCUUUCCACCUGGAGUCGUUCUGUGGUGAAGGUCAUUCUGCACAUGCAGCCUGCUCCAUUCUCUUGACAGUUUAUCUUGUGGUCUGUUACGACACAACUCUUUUCAAAUGUCCUACAUUCCUCAUCAGUUUAGGUCUUUAUGCUGCUCAUUUGCCAGCUCUACUCGCAAGUAAUCCACUAGAUCCCCUUUUUGGACUGUUCUAGUUGUCACACACACACAAACAUAAACACAAACAAACA
This is a messenger RNA of Oreochromis niloticus (Nile tilapia), 1224 nucleotides long. Its product is annotated as serpin B10-like. The record is from RefSeq and is a predicted model, not a curated record. Gene Ontology annotation, biological process: negative regulation of endopeptidase activity. The transcript has 3 exons. Gene Ontology annotation, molecular function: serine-type endopeptidase inhibitor activity. NCBI's taxonomy places the organism in Eukaryota, Metazoa, Chordata, Actinopteri, Cichliformes, Cichlidae. The coding region runs from base 591 to 836 and encodes 81 amino acids.